AUGCACGAGGCCAAGUGGACGCGCCAGGCCAUAGAGUUCUUCAACGAGGCGGCGCAGCAGACUGAGGGGGCCGGCGGCGGCGCCGCCAGCGCGCGCGGCAGGGAGCACAACGGCCCGGCGCUCUAUGAUCUGGUGUACGAGAAGGCCCCCGGCCGCGAGGCCCCUGCCUGCAGCAAGGUGCACCGGGACACCCACAACCCGACAGCCCUGUCCCACGACCGCGCCCUCGGCGGCCGCCUAACGACCGCGCGGCUGCACUUCCAGGCGCCGGGGCAGCUGUCCAAGCCGGAGUUUGCGCGGCGGCCGCUGAUACGGGACACGUUCUUCAGGCGCACCAACGUAGCCUUCCCGGCAGACUGCGACGCGGCGGGCGGGCAGUGA
Messenger RNA from Monoraphidium neglectum, 381 nucleotides. Its product is annotated as flagellar associated protein. Bases 1 to 381 code for a protein of 126 amino acids. The transcript is spliced from 3 exons. The record is from RefSeq and is a predicted model, not a curated record. Lineage: Eukaryota; Viridiplantae; Chlorophyta; Chlorophyceae; Sphaeropleales; Selenastraceae.